GUCGAAUGCAAUGUGAUUUUUUUUUUUCCACCCGUGAGUUGUACCUCGCAAGAAGUAGUUGAUUGUGGUGCGUCUCUUCGGUCCUCAUUGCAUAAAAAUGUGUCUUGCGUCUUCUAGUACUGUUCGCGCUACUAGCUGAACAUCUUCUUGUUCUUCCGUAUCAUUCAAAUUCAUUCCUUGCCAGAAGUUCUAAAGAACAAUUCACUACACGCUGUACUCGCCCAUCAUUGGUCCUUGUUAGUUCUUGUUACUCCCACAAAGUCUAAGACUUUUUCAUCGGGAUAGACAAAGCGAAAAUGUCAUCCUCAGCUCCAGGGGAUCCAUCAAGGUCAGGAGGCACAGGACCCCUUCGUACUCCUCUGCUGGCUGCAGCUGCAUCAACAGACAACUCGAGUUCCAGUCAAGGACAGCAGCCUGGGUUCUUCAGCAAUCUUUUAUGAGGAAAAAGAUUUCGUUACAGUAUUUCGGAGAGUGAUCGUGCCACGUUGAUCAUGUUUAUGACAGAAGAACCCCUUAGGAUAGGAGGUGCUUGCCCUGAAAAUAAUCGACACCUCGAUCUCUAUUUCAUAGCACUCACCGUGGUCUUUCUACCCCCUGUCUCGUGCCCCUUUUCAUAUCCUGGCAUCUUCAACGCGGGCUCAACGGAGCAAGGUGGGUCUUCGUCUUCGAAUCGACCACCUCCAUCCAGCAGUGGGGCAGAAAAUAACGCGACAACACCUGGUGCAGCCGCUGGAGGAGCUAGCAGAAGUACACCUGGAGCAGCUGCCUCACCGAGUAGCGGUGGCGCAGGCAGAGGAGGAGCAGCUGCUACAAAUACUGGCACUUCUUCGUCCUCAACCAGUGCUGGUGGAGGAGCACAAGCAGCGAGUAGCAGUGCUGGUGGACCAGCAAAUACUAGUAGUGGCGACAACCGCCCAGGUGGUGGAGGACCGAAUGAACUACAGGGCGAACCCGCCGCACUAGGUACCUGGCUGCCUCAAGCUUUUCAGGCUGCAGCGAAUGAAGGCGAGCAGCUGCAAGUGUUUGCACCAGAUAGAACGUUGCGGCAAAGCCACUACUCAAUUCGACUCAGAAUAUGCUGCGAAGUCCUGCUAUUUCUGGGUUGCAUACAUUUGGGAAUCUUUCCGGAUUGGUGGAACGGCGUCACGAACAUAGGGAUUGCUAUAUUGCUGUACUUCUUUCUUGAAGUUGAACUAUAAUGUAGUUCAACGAACUCGAACUACCUGUUAUAUAUUUGAUACAACUUUUCACGAUGAUUGAUACUUUGUAUGGUUCUGGUAUUUGGUAACCUGAAUUUGAUCCUAAGGGUUCUCUUCAUACUUUCCCGCCUGAUCUCACUUAGAUUGAUGCAGGAGCUGCGAGGUAGAAGGAGUAGGAGAGAACAAAGCAUCUUCCACCUAUCUUUAUCUUAUGACAUGAAUCCUCUCGACUACGUACAGGUCCACCUCCCUCUUCCGUCGCGCAUCUAUCUCCACCCCUCUCUACGUACAGGUCCACCUCCCUCUUCCGUCGCGCAUCUAUCUCCACCCUGGUGUCCGUAGUCCUGCUAGCCUUCUUGAACGCACUGGUGCAGAUGAUUGCGUUCGUUUCCCUUCUAAAGAUCGAAAUCCUAGACCCCCAGGAAGCACCUAAGCAGCAAGUCCUGUUCAUUGCCUACAUCAUUCUGGUGUUGUGCGACACAAUAACGAUGCUUGUGACGGGGAAUGCAUCGGCGAUGCUGUUGAGGGACGUGCUGCAGAUUAUACGUACUUCCAUCUUUGCCUCUACAGAUUCUGAUUUCCACACGAAACUGAAAUCUACUACGUCUACAUCUACUGAAUAUCAUCCUUGUGCGUGUAGGUUUCCGUAUAAGAAAGUACUAUUUGUACCUCGUCUCGGUCUCUUCUCCCGCAUAUUAUAUCCUUCACAGUCCGACAAGAGCAGCAGAACCAAGAUCUAGAGAACCCUCUCUUAGCCGGCGCAACUCCCGUCGUCUCCCGGGGACCGCAGUCCCCAGUUGAUCCGACCGUGGGAAGGCCAGUCGGUGAUGCCUUGCAGCCGUUCUCGGGAAGAGCGUUCAAGCUGGAUGAAGUGUAGUGCUGUGGGACGCGUUGGCGCUGGCGUUAGUUCUCAUAAUUGCGCAAGAACAAGUCAGAAAAUUUGUACUUGUUCUAAUCGUGCUUAUCUAGAUCUCAAGAUGAUACAUGAAACAACUCUUUUUGUUGGUCAACGACCUUCCUGUGCUACUUGUACAUCCGUAUGCAUUUUCCAUAGUCUUAACCAUAGUCGCGCAUAUGAAACUAACAGUGAUACUUGUGUGUAGAUAUUGUGGACGCACCGUGAAGAUAGCGCUCGACGGUUCUGAUACUCACUCGGCUGUAUAUUACACUUGUUGGCAUUUUUUCUCACACACUGGGAGGCCAAAGAAAUGAUCAGGCAUGACGCGUUCUGGCGCUUCUCUGUAGCCAUGUUGAAGAAAUCUAAAUCCUACAUGAUCCUGCUACCACAGUAGUCGUACUGUCCCUUCCUACAUGAUCUUGCUACCACAGUAGUCGUACUGUCCCUUCCUACAUGAUCCUGCUACCACAGUAGUCGCACUGUCCCUGGCGUGAUCUUUCAAAAACAAUGACUAUUCUAUUGACCAUUUCUCUUCCUCGGAAAAAGAUUCCACUUCACCAUUGCAAACGAUAACGAUCGAGAUCUUUGAUCAUCUAUGAAUUUG
Molecule: messenger RNA, 2701 nt
Organism: Amoebophrya sp. A25
Lineage: Eukaryota; Dinophyceae; Syndiniales; Amoebophryaceae
Source: the annotation of a GenBank genome assembly